This is a messenger RNA of Chelonoidis abingdonii (Abingdon island giant tortoise), 4837 nucleotides long. RefSeq names its product calcium binding and coiled-coil domain 1 (gene CALCOCO1). NCBI's taxonomy places the organism in Eukaryota, Metazoa, Chordata, Testudines, Testudinidae. Gene Ontology annotation, molecular function: transcription coactivator activity. Gene Ontology annotation, biological process: positive regulation of transcription by RNA polymerase II. The record is from RefSeq and is a predicted model, not a curated record.
CUUCCCUCCGCCCCCUGCUGGGCUGAGUGGUGUUUUUGUUGUUGGUAAAAGGUUAGUGGAACAGCUGAUUGCUCUGUAGGAGGAUGGAGGAGGUGUCUCCUAGCAAGUCGCAGGCACAGCCCCACUCUACCAUGGCCUUUCUCAACGUAGCCCACACCUACGUGCCCAACACCAAGGUCGAAUGCCACUACACCCUGCCUCCCAGCAUGAAGCCGUCAGCCCGCGACUGGAUCGGGAUAUUCAAGGUGGAGGCCUCGUCUGUGCGGGAUUACUACACCUUCGUGUGGUGCGUGGUGCCCGACGGAGGUGCGGAAGGGGCGCCCGUCCAUUCCAGUGUCCAGUUCCAUGCCAGCUACCUGCCCAAGCCAGGGGCCCAACAGUACCAGUUCCGCUACGUGGACCGCCAUGGUGAGGUGCGCGGCCAGAGCAGCCCCUUCCAGUUCAGCGAGCCCCGGCCCAUGGACGAGCUCGUCACGCUGGAGGAGGAUGACGAGGGCAACAUGGACAUGUUGCUGGUGGUGCCCAAGGCCACCUUGCUGCAGAACCAGCUGGAGGAGAGCCAGCAGGAGCACAGCAGGCUCCUGCGAGAGAAGCUACGGCUGGAGGAGGAGGUGAAGGAGCUGCAGGCCCGGAUCGAGCAGCUGGAGGAGGCUCUGGGCACCAUGCGGGAUGAGCACACCAAGCUGGCAGAGCAGUACAAGGAUCUCUCGAGCUCCCAUGCAGCCAUGAUGGAGGAGCGGGACGCGCUGAGCCGGCAGCAGGCGGGACAGCUGGCCCGCAUCCAGGAGCUGGAGGAGGACGUUCAGGCCCUGAGCGAGAAGGUGCUGCAGAAGGAGGUGGAGUUGGACAGGAUGAAGGACACGGUGAAGUCCCUGGUGCGGGAGCAGGAGCAGAUCCACCACCAGCUCAAGGAGGAGAAUGCCGAGAAGGAGCAUUACCAGGUCAAGCUGCAGGCCUCGGAGCAGGAGAGCCGGAACCUGGCCUGCGACCUGCUGCUGGCCAAGACCCGGCACAGCGAGAAGGUGUCGCAGGCCCUGGUGCUGCAGGAGGACAUCAGCAAGCUGCAGCAGAAGCUGGCGGCCGCGCAGCAGAGGACGGCCCAGCUGGAAGCGCUGUGUGAGCAGCUCCGCUCCACCCAGGACCUCCUUGCCGCCAGCCAGCAGAAAGUAGUGCUGCUUGGGGAGGAGUUGGCCAGCACCUCCUCCAUCCGGGACCGGACCAUCUCGGACCUGCACAAGAGCCGGCUGGAGUCAGCCGAAACCAACAUCAAGCUGGCGGACAUGACCCUGAAAUGGAAGGAAGGGAAAGGCCAGUGGUGGAAGGAGAAGAGCAACCUGCUGCAGAGCAUAGAGGCGGAGAAGGACAAGAUCCUGAAGUUGAGUGCCGAGGUGCUGAAGCUGGAGAAGAACCUGCAGGAGGAGCGAGCCCAGAAGCAGGUGCUGAAAUCUGAACUGUCCCACGAGAGGGACUCCAGCCUGGUGCAGCUAUCAGAGAGCAAGCGGGAGCUCAAGGAGCUGCGCGCGGCCCUGAAGGUGGCUGAGAAGGAGAAGGAGCAGCUCCAGGAGGAGAAACAGGAGCUGCUGGAGUACGCUCGCAAGCUGGAGGAGCGGCUGGAGAAGGUGGCCGACGAGAAGUGGAGCGAGGUGACAGCGGCCGAGGAGGAGGAGGCGGCGGCAACGGUGCUGAGCUCCCUGGACUCCCCACUCUCGGACUCGGAGGACGAGUCCCCCGAGGACAUGAGGAUCCACACCCAGCUCAGCCCCUACAGCCUGUGCGACAACCGGGCCGGCACCAAGACCCCGCCGUGCCUGCGGGAGCCCAUGCACAAGGUGGUGAUCAGCCAGCCUGCCCCCAUCACCACCCAGAUCAAGCAGCCCACCGAGGACAACAGCUCCGACUCAGAGGCGGAGGACGAGAAGGCCGUGCUGAUGGCGGCUGUGCGGAGCGGAGGGGAAGAGGCCAGUCUGCUGCUGCCCGAGUUGGGCAGUGUCUUCUAUGAGAUGGCCAGCGGCAUCACAGGCCGCCAGCCGUCAGAUCUGGGCCCUUGCAGGAUGGGCGCCUCCCCGCUGGACCUGCCCGCGUCCCCCGGCCUGUGGAAGGAGUGCCCCAUCUGCAAGGAGCGCUUCCCCCUGGAGUGCGACAAGGAGGCGCUGGAGGAGCAUGUCGACAGCCACUUCUUCUUCAGCGCCCACGACCCCUUCGCCUUCGAGUGACACCCCUGUCACCCCCACCUCGCCCUGAGCCUCGGGUCACGCCACCCUGCCUCUCCCCGGAAAUCCUGUCAGGCACUGCCCGCCCAGCACACCCUCUAGGAGCUCCCCCAAUCCUUGGGGGGCAGUUUACCCCCUCUCCUGCCCUCCAUGGCAUCUGAGAGCAGGGAGUGAAUGGGGGGGCUGGGCACUAGCGUCCCCUAGUGGCUAUUCCCAGGCAAGUCUGUAGGCCUGAGGUCUCCAGCCCCCACUCUGCUGCCUUAGGGUGAAAUAGGGCGAGUUGCUCCCACCCUCCAAAUAUGGGGUUCACCCAGUGCAGAUGCUGAGCGCUCAUCAGUUGGAGAGGGGGCAGGCUCACACACCCCUUGGCUAGGGGGCUCUGUGUCAGGGCAAUAGGAAUCCCCAGAGGGGGUGCCCCAACUCCCAUCUGCCUCCUGGAACCUGGGACUAUUGCUUAGAGCUGGGGAGGGCUCACUGGGGUGGGAGGUUGGAGCUGGGGGGCUGCCGUAGGGACACACUGUCUCCUCCCCCACCCCCCAAUGUUUCCCCUUGGGCUCCAGACACAUGGUAUUGGGAACUGCUGGGCAGCAGAUUUUGGAAGGUACAGGGGGUGGAGGGGCAGUUCAGAGAAGGCGAGGCCAGGUGGUUUCCUCUCAUCUCCUCAGGUGAGAGUAGGCAGAUUUCCUGGGUCCCUCCAGGCUCUGGGGAGGGGGCUGAGUGGGGUUAGGCUUCCCCAUAGUUCAGGCUAAAAGGGGCCUGGAUUUCCCCACUCUCCCGAUCCCAAAGGCAGCUUCCUGUGCUGCUCCCUGCCUAUGUGCCGGGGUCCUGGCCCCACCCCCAGCUCCACUCCCCUGGGCCCAGUCAACUAACCUUUGGGUCUCUGGCUGGGCUACUGGAUUCCAUGUCUGGGCUAGGGAAUUUUGCCACUGUCAUAAGGGUCUGUUCCCCCACGGGACUCAGUUUCCCUGACUGCGAGGCAAGGAGACCCAGCCCCCACCCUAGCCUCCCCAUCCAUGGACACCAGGCAGAGCCUGCCGCUGCUCAGCCCUGCAGGACGCCGGCAUGGACCAAGAGCCAGCCGGUAAUGCUGGGAGCGUGCCGCCAACAACCACUGAUUUGUUAGAAUGUCAACUGCAGAAGUAAUUGGCACAACGGGCCUUCUAUUGGCUCCUGCCGUCCGCCACCACUGCCUCCCACUCCGGUUAACGGCCCAAGAGAACCCCCAGGAUCCAGAGUCCCAAUCACCGAAACCGUUCCCUUCCUGGCGAUCUCAGGUAGGGGGUGGAAAUGGGGAAGGGUCAUGGGCAGGUGGGGCUGAGCCGGGCACUGGAUGGAGGGCACAGGGCAGUCCCCAGGGUAUGGGGGUGCAAAGGGGCCUGAGCCCAGAGCUCUCUGUGUGUGGAUACACAUGACCUGGGGGGAAAGGUGUGUGUACAUGGGGGUGAGCAGUGAACACCAGGGUAUCAGUCCUGUCCCAGCCCAGGUUGGGGGCUGGGUUUCCCCAGCUGCCUUUUCUGCUAAGCGGCCUCUUGGCCCCAGCAUCCCCUUGGCCUGGAACUGCGCCGCUCCCAGCCCCGGGCCUGAUCCUAAACUCAUCUGCCCUGUGUGGCGCCCCAGGGAUCCCAGCCGUGUGGGUGUCAAUCAGGAAUGACUGCCAUUGCAUCCUCCAACCUCUGUGCCAGCAUUUCCCGGGGCAGAACCAGGGCCUGGCUCUCUGUUGCAAUCUGCCCCUCCCUCCCCCCCAUAACCUCUGGGCACCUGAUGCAGUGUGACAGGAUGGGGAGGAGAGGUCCAAAGACCCACCUGGCCAACUUGAGAGCUGACAGGGUCCCUGGGGCAUGGGGGGUGCACCAGCCCUGACAUGACAGUGCGGGGAGGGGGAGAUGCACAGACCUCACAUGACCCCUAGGAGCAGCAGGGGGGGGACACUAGCCUGACUGGGGAGACAACGCGGGGAGGGUCACCAGCCCUGGCAUGACCCCUGGAUGGGGCAGCAGGCAGGGCAGAGCCCUGACACUACCCCUGAAAUGGUUUUAUUUUCACUUUGGUUUUUUUAAACUGACUUGUCCAUUAUUACUGUUAUAAUUCUCAUGAUUCAGGAUGCCCCUCUGCCGGGUCUCUGCAUCUCAUAGCCGCUCGCUGUAGCAUGCUCAGUAAUUAGUGUUGAUUUGCAGUUGGUUUGCUUGAUUUCAGGGGGAGGGGGGCAGUUCAACCCCCCGAAUCCCCUUGUACAUAAGCCGUCCCCCCCCGGAUUAUUCUCAUGCACUUGCUUUUCGUAUUCACGGUUGCAUUUCCUUUUAUUUUAAUUUUUUUUAAAUCUAAUACUGUUGUGACUGUCCCUUUGCCCCUUCCUCCGCUUGAGGGGGAGGGAGAAAGAAGCCAGGCGUUUGGCUGGCCCCCGAAUUCUCGGUCAGUCAGCUGGGUGGGAUGAGAGUUCAUGAUUGUGCCUUUUGAAUGCAGGAGAUGAGGCUGCUGCUCUGAUCACUGGUGUAUAGACGCUCUUGAUUUUGUAACUAACUGUGGUUGGUGAUUCUGAUGUGUCCAGCUGGUCCCUGCUUCUCCCCAAUCUCAUCCCUGGCCUGUUUUGGUUUUGUUUUUUUUAAAUGUCCCCCCCCCCCCAAAAAAAA